AUGGCUUCAACGACGAUCAUGUUCCGACUUCUUUCCAUAGUCCUCCUUUCCUGUUCGGCAAUAUCUUGGGCUUGCAAGGAUGGAGUUGAUAAUGUCAUUAAAGUAACCGACACAACCAACGGAAAGGGAAAGAUCAUAUUUGAGGGUGUCGAGAUCUGGACUUAUGAUAAAGACAAACAACCAUCCUGUGUCGGAUCUUCCGCCAAGAGAAGAGCCAACUUCCUCCUUCCCGGACAUUUCAAAGUCGCGAAAGGACAAGUGAACAUCAAGGAAGGAGUCAAGGAAAAUCCCAACAAGCCUCUUCAACUCGUUUUGAAUGUUGAGAAACAAUCAUGGCUCAUCGGAGUUGUUUGCGAAAAUGGAGUUAGUAAGAACCAGUUUGUUCCCAACGAACUUUGCAAGUUUGACUUCUGUAAAAUUGCUGGAGAAAAAUGCGGAUUAUUGGGCAACAAGACCCCAGGGCCAAUUGACUUGUCUCUUAUUGUAUCUCAAGAUCUCAUUGAUAUUGGUCCAAUGCCAAUUCCUCAACUUGGGGGUGACUGGAAGGUCUCAGCUAAUAUCCUUGACGGUAAGAAGGUUGUAGCUGGUGUUAGACUCGGACCCAAAAACGAUUGGAUUUCUAUUGAGACCGAAGAAGGAGCCGGCGGAGAAGUUAAGUACGAGUCUGUUCCAGGUUCAGAAAACCAUGAUGAACUUUAA
This is a messenger RNA of Auanema sp. JU1783, 699 nucleotides long. NCBI's taxonomy places the organism in Eukaryota, Metazoa, Nematoda, Chromadorea, Rhabditida, Rhabditidae. The record is from the annotation of a GenBank genome assembly.